GUCUCCAGGGUGCUGCAGAAGGAUGCAGAGCAGGAGUCACAGAUGCGGGAGGAGAUCCAGGACAUGAAGCAGGAGCUGGCCACCAUCAACAUGAUGGAUGAGUUUGCCAGAUACGCCAGGCUGGAGAGGAAGAUCAACAAAACGACAGACAGGCUCAAAACUCACGUGAAGGCGCGGACGGCGCAGUUGGCCAAGGUCAAAUGGUUCAUCAGUGUCGCCUUCUACGUACUGCAGGCAGCGCUGAUGGUCUCGCUCAUCUGGAAGUACUACUCGGUGCCUGUGGCUGUGGUGCCCAGCAGGUGGAUCACCCCGCUGGACCGCCUGGUCGCCUUUCCAACUCGAGUGGCAGGUGGCAUCGGAAUCACCUGCUGGAUUUUGGUGUGUAACAAGGUGGUGGCGAUCCUUCUCCACCCUUUCAGCUGAGGAUCGACGGACAGAAGCUUCCUCUGCAGACAGUGGAGUGCACAGCCCCCGGUUCUUGUUGGUUGCUUCGGGGUGUGGCACCCGGAUUCUAGUUCUUGCAGGAUCUCCUUCCUGUACUUGUCCUUGAGCCAGGAAGACUAGUUACUGUGUCACGUGGCACGGUUCUGGACCCGCAAGGACUGAGCCACCGAGUGGCGUGUGCACACUGGCGCCCACUCAGCGUUGUUCAGUGUCACAGCUGCAGAGUCACCCUUUCCCUACCACACCAAGCCCUGAACGUGGCCCUCAUGGGUGCUGUUGGUGUCGCCUGUUGGAAAUGGCAUGUGUUGGACCAGGCUCAGUGUGUAAGUGUGAAAAGCAGCCCUACAUGUCUAAGCCUGUUAGUUCCUGUAUGUGUUCUGUGACCACAGAAUACCGUUUUUAUUUAAAGGGUUUCCAAUGAAGUA
Molecule: messenger RNA, 869 nt
Organism: Psammomys obesus (fat sand rat)
Lineage: Eukaryota; Metazoa; Chordata; Mammalia; Rodentia; Muridae
Gene: Get1
Product: guided entry of tail-anchored proteins factor 1
Biological process (GO): tail-anchored membrane protein insertion into ER membrane
Source: RefSeq, a predicted model, not a curated record